Cucurbitaria berberidis CBS 394.84 is the source of this 460-nucleotide messenger RNA. Its product is annotated as ribosomal protein S21e. The record is from RefSeq and is a predicted model, not a curated record. Gene Ontology annotation, cellular component: cytosolic small ribosomal subunit; ribosome. Gene Ontology annotation, molecular function: structural constituent of ribosome. Lineage: Eukaryota; Fungi; Ascomycota; Dothideomycetes; Pleosporales; Cucurbitariaceae. The coding region runs from base 69 to 329 and encodes 86 amino acids. The transcript has 4 exons. Gene Ontology annotation, biological process: endonucleolytic cleavage to generate mature 3'-end of SSU-rRNA from (SSU-rRNA, 5.8S rRNA, LSU-rRNA); translation; endonucleolytic cleavage in ITS1 to separate SSU-rRNA from 5.8S rRNA and LSU-rRNA from tricistronic rRNA transcript (SSU-rRNA, 5.8S rRNA, LSU-rRNA).
GACGACUCUCGACCUUCGACGCAGAUACUCCCAAGACAACCCCGCCGUCUACAUACUCAUCAGUCACCAUGGAGAACGAACGCGGCGAGCUCGUUGACCUUUACGUCCCCCGCAAAUGCUCCGCUACCGGACGCAUCAUCAAGGCCAAGGACCACGCCUCUGUCCAGCUCAGCGUCGGCAAGGUCGAUGAGAGCGGCCGCUACACCGGCGAGAACCAGGUCUACGCCCUCUGCGGCUUCGUACGCGCCAUGGGCGAGAGCGACGACAGCUUCAACAGGCUCACACAGAAGGACGGCUUCCUCAAGUCGGUCUGGAGCGCGUCCCGGUAAAGGGCUGGAUGGAGAUGGAGUUGAGGAAUUCGGAAUCUGAACUGCCUCUUUGAAGGCGCAGGCAUGCAUUUCACGGCGACUUAGGCCUUCCUUUCCUUUCUCACCAGGACUACAACGGUAUCAUGAGGAAU